AUGCCUCCAGGAUUUGACGCGGCGGACAUUGAGGAUGACCCUUCAUCCAAGUAUCGAGGCGUCUCAGGGCCUCACGCCAGCCUUAAGGAGAGACUUUCGCAUUUUACAUGGUCGAACUUUGCCUGCACGAUGUCUACAGGAGCGAUUGCUGUUGUGAUAGCUGGGCAGCCUUUCCAGUUUAGGGGCUUGAGAACCAUUGGCAAGAUCUUCUUCAUCCUCGACAUAGUGUUGCUAGUAUGCUUUAGCAUGGCAAUUUCUUACCGUUUCUGGAUGAACCCGCGGAAAAUCACAAAGUCGUUACACCAUCCACCAGAAGCACUAUUUUUUGGAAGUUUCUGGGUGUCUAUCGCUCUUGUUUUGAACUGCAUGCAGCAGUAUGGCGUGCCGAGUUCUGGGCCAUGGCUAGUAUCGACACUCGAGGUUCUAUUUUGGCUGUACGCUGGUUGUGCACUACUCGUGGCUAUCUUCCAAUAUCUGACCCUUUUCGUUGCGGAAAAGAUGCCAGUGUCCUCGGCGUUGCCAGCCUGGGUGUUCCCCGUGUACCCUUUCCUAGUUAUCGGACCACUUGCAGCGGUUAUAAUUCCUAAUCAACCACUGGAAUCUGCGCUUCCUAUAUUCGUUGGCGGUAUCGUCUUUCAAGGCUUGGGCUGGACGGUUGCCAUGUUUAUGUACAGCAUUUACCUUGCAAGACUCAUGUCAAAUACACUACCAGCACCUUCGACACGACCUGGCAUGUUCAUCUCUGUUGGGCCUGCUGGAUAUACGUCUGCAGCACUUGUCGCCUUAGGAAACCAAGCAACGUCAGUGAUUCCUUCGAGCUUCUUGAGCUUACCCGACUUUGAUGUCGGUGCUGCUAUCAAGGUCAUGGGUGCAAUGGCCGGCAUGUUCCUCUGGCUAGUGGCGUUCUGGUUCUUUGCUCUGUCGCUCGUGGGCGUUUUGGCAGGAGCGAGACAAAUGACAUUCACACUAAACUGGUGGGCUUUCAUCUUCCCUAACGCUGGCUUGACCUUAGCUGCAAUCCAGAUUGGGAAUGCAUUGGACAGUGAUAGUAUCAGAGGAGUUUGUUCGGCAAUGACUAUAUUGCUUGUCAUGGCCUGGAUCUUUGUCGCCAUAUCUCACAUCAGAGCCUUAUUCCGCAAACAGAUACUGUUCGAAGGGAAAGACGAAGACGAUGGCAUGGUAUUGUGA
This is a messenger RNA of Lithohypha guttulata, 1188 nucleotides long. RefSeq lists its product as uncharacterized. Gene Ontology annotation, biological process: malate transmembrane transport. The record is from RefSeq and is a predicted model, not a curated record. Gene Ontology annotation, cellular component: membrane. NCBI's taxonomy places the organism in Eukaryota, Fungi, Ascomycota, Eurotiomycetes, Chaetothyriales, Trichomeriaceae. Gene Ontology annotation, molecular function: malate transmembrane transporter activity. The coding region runs from base 1 to 1188 and encodes 395 amino acids. The transcript is spliced from 4 exons.